This is a messenger RNA of Hippopotamus amphibius kiboko, 1250 nucleotides long. It is a transcript of the gene BCAP31, whose product is annotated as B cell receptor associated protein 31. The record is from RefSeq and is a predicted model, not a curated record. Gene Ontology annotation, cellular component: endoplasmic reticulum membrane; endoplasmic reticulum. The transcript has 8 exons. Lineage: Eukaryota; Metazoa; Chordata; Mammalia; Artiodactyla; Hippopotamidae. Gene Ontology annotation, biological process: endoplasmic reticulum to Golgi vesicle-mediated transport; intracellular protein transport. The coding region runs from base 196 to 933 and encodes 245 amino acids.
CCGGGCGUCCGGGAGGGGCUGCUCUGGCUUUGGAGGAGACAGUCUUCUAGAACUUUCCCUGGAUGGGGCCGUGAGGUGCGGGGUCAAGGCCCGCGCUUGCCCUUGGCCCCGACUCCCGUCCUCUAGGAGUCGCUUUCGGGGGGCUUUCUGAGGAACAGGCUCACAUCUUCGGGUUGGAAAGCGGCUGGCAGCACGAUGAGUCUGCAGUGGACUGCGGUCGCCACCUUCCUCUACGCAGAGGUCUUCGCUGUGCUGCUUCUCUGCAUUCCCUUCAUUUCUCCCAAAAGAUGGCAGAAGAUUUUCAAGUCCCGCCUCGUGGAGUUGGUAGUGACCUAUGGCAACACCUUCUUUGUGGUUCUCAUUGUCAUCCUUGUUCUGCUGGUCAUUGAUGCUGUUCGCGAGAUUCGAAAGUAUGACGACGUAACGGAGAAGGUGAACCUGCAGAACAACCCUGGGGCCGUGGAACACUUCCACAUGAAGCUUUUCCGUGCCCAGAGGAACCUCUACAUUGCUGGCUUUUCCUUGCUGCUAUCCUUCCUGCUUAGACGCCUGGUGACUCUCAUCUCCCAGCAGGCCACGCUGCUGGCCUCCAAUGAAGCCUUUAAAAAGCAGGCAGAGAGCGCUAGUGAAGCAGCCAAGAAGUACAUGGAAGAGAAUGACCAGCUAAAGAAGGAAGCUGUCGGUGGAAUCAAGUUGGAUGGCAGGAACGCUGAAGCGAAGGUGGAGGAAGAGAACAGGAGCCUGAAGGCCGAUCUGAAGAGGCUGAAGGACGAGCUGGCUGUCAACAAGCAAAAACUGGAGAAAGCUGAAAACGAGGCUUUGGCCAUGCAGAAGCAGUCUGAGGGCCUGACCAAGGAGUACGACCGCCUGUUGGAGGAGCACGCGAAGCUGCAGGCGGCGGUAGAUGGCCCCACGGACAAGAAGGAGGAGUGAGGGUCUCUGCUCCCCGCCCAUGGCUGGCUGCUUCCUGAGAGCCUGGCCUCCCUUGGUACUUCAGCUCGCUCCCUUCCGCUUCUGUUCCCUCGCGCCGCUUGCAGUUCCAUGCUCUCCCAGCAUUCUGUAGGGGGCCCGGUUCCCACCCAGGAUGAGCAAGGCUGCGGCCAGUCUUGCUUCCCGCUGGGUUAAGCCCCUUUAUGUUGUGCGUUGAUGUUCAGGACUCCAAGGCCCCUUUUCUCUGGUCCUGCAGGAGGGCAGAUGGGGCAGGAAGAGUAGGGUUUCUCUUGGGGCAAUAAAAGUUGUUGUGUUGUGUU